GCAUACAGCAACAGGAGCAGGACCCAACAAAUUUGUAUAUAGCAAAUUUGCCUACACAUUUCAAGGAGACCGACUUAGAGAAUAUGUUAUCCAAAUAUGGGCAGGUUGUGUCUACCCGAAUUUUACGUGAUCAGCAAUUGAAUUCUAAAGGCGUUGGUUUUGCACGCAUGGAAAGUCGUGAGAAAUGUGAACAGAUUAUACAAAUUUUCAAUGGGAACACAAUACAGGGUGCCAAAGAUCCACUACUAGUUAAAUUUGCUGAUGGUGGUCCCAAAAAAAAGAAUCUCUUUAAAACUCCCGAUCCCAAUGCUAGAGCGUGGCGUGAUGGUUCUGAAGGUAUACCAGUUACCUAUGAUCCGGCAAUGCAACAAAAUGGUGUUAGUGUUAAUGUUGGCACUCCAAUUAGUGUGCCAUAUUCGCGUUUCCCACCACCAGUUGGUGGUUAUCCAAUGGCUGGUUCUCAAUGGAUACAAGGUUAUAUGAUGCCACAACCUAUUGCUCAGGAAGAUCAUUACAUGCAAAUGGCUGCUGCACCACAACUUGGCGUUGCUUCCUAUAAACCUGAUGCUGUGAAUCAGGUACAACCUCGUGGUAUAUCAAUGAUGGUUAGUGGAGAAACAGCUGUACCAUAUGGAGCAAUGGUGCCACAAUUGGCCACAUUACAAAUUGGCAGCUCGAACUUUUCUCCAUCAUUACAGUAUAUUAGUCCAACUUAUCCAUACUAUGCACCUCCAACAAUUUUUCCAACAAUGCCAAUGACAGAUUCUGAACAAGCUAGCACAGCUGCAUCACCCGAUGAGGCAUAUACACAGUAUCCGCAUCCAGCUGCCCCUAAAUAGGUUUUCGCGAGAUGUAAUUUCAUAUUACCACACUUAACAUUGUAACGCGAUAAUAUCUGAACUGGAUUCGGAUUAUAAACAUUAAUUUUCUUUAAAAUUAAACAAGCAAGGAAACAAGAAAAAACCAUCAAAGAUGAAAAAGCAAAUUUACAACUACAAAACUGUAGUUAAAAAUAUUUUUAAUAACACAAUUUUUUUUUAAUGAUUAUCUGUUUAAGUGACGAAGAUGAAAAUAAGACUAAAAUUUAAAUAAAAAUAAUAUUUAACAAAAAGUAAUUUACAAACAAU
Messenger RNA from Teleopsis dalmanni, 1127 nucleotides. RefSeq names its product protein alan shepard-like. The transcript is spliced from 5 exons. Lineage: Eukaryota; Metazoa; Arthropoda; Insecta; Diptera; Diopsidae. Bases 84 to 839 code for a protein of 251 amino acids. The record is from RefSeq and is a predicted model, not a curated record. Gene Ontology annotation, molecular function: poly(A) binding; poly(U) RNA binding; mRNA 3'-UTR binding. Gene Ontology annotation, cellular component: cytosol; ribonucleoprotein complex; nucleus.